GCGUCGAGCAGGUGUCCUCCGCGCGGUCCCAAUACGAGUGCUUACGUCCUGCUCAGUUCUCCCGGCCUCGCUGCUCAGUGCUCGUCGCUCCCGCUUAUAGUGCUAACUCCUGUCCUCUCUUCGUGCUUCGGGGGCCAGCGCACGCUUCCUUGUACUUGACUGCCAUCGGUCUGCACCAUGACCUUCCCCGCGAACGUCGACGCCGACCCGGACCCAACCUCCCAGAUUACAUGGCCCGCGCGCCAGGGCGAGCACAGUCGGAGAGGCUCCAAGCACAACCUCGACGCCCCCAGGAGCGGCAGCCGGCUGUCUGUCAGUAGGAGUAGGGCGAAUGGCAACGGGCUCGCGAAGCCCCCUGCGGCGGAGGCGGAGGGGAGCGGCAAGAAGAGGAUGUCGUCGUUGGACUUGUUCAACCUGAGCAUCGCCAUGGGCGGAUCCCAGGUGGCGUGGACGGUCGAGCUGGGAUACGGGACGCCGUUCUUGCUGGAGCUCGGGCUGUCGGAGCAGCUGACGAGCCUUGUGUGGCUCGCGGGGCCCAUCAGCGGCCUGAUCGCCCAACCCGUCAUUGGUGCCAUCUCAGACGCGUCGACCUCGAAAUACAGGCGUCGAUAUUGGAUCGUCCUCUCUACUGCCGUCUUGGUCUUUUCAACCCUGACCAUCGCCUACUGCCGCGAGAUCGCCUCGUUCUUCGUUGACAUGCUAGGCCACUAUGCCGGAAGCUGGGACCCGAAGUAUGGCAAGACGGUACAAGACACAGCAAUUGGCUUUGCUAUUGUGUCAUUCUACUUGCUCGACUUUGCGUUGAACGCUCUCCAAGCCUCCCUUCGGAACCUGCUCCUGGAUGUGACGCCCCCGGAACAGCUCAAUGCUGCCAAUGCGUGGCAUAGUAGGAUGCUUAACGCUGGAAACAUCGUCGGAUACGGCUUCGGAUUCCUGCCUCUGGCGAAUAUGCCCGUACUCCGUCUGCUUGGGGGAUCGCAGUUCCGCAAGUUCUGCGUCGUCUGCAUGAUUAUUCUGACGGCUACUGUCUGGAUCACGUGUUGGACGCAAGAGGAGAAGGAGCGCGAACAACGUCGCGUGGAGAAGAGUCGCAUACGCGAAAUCAUCACAGGCAUAUGGACGACUAUUUGGAGUCUCCCGAAGCCUAUCCGUAGAGUUUGCUACGUACAGCUCUUCGCGUUCAUGGGUUGGUUCCCCUUCCUAUUUUACUCGACAACAUAUAUUGGACAGGUGAUGGCGUACGAGCUUGGUAAAGAGCCAGAUCACGACCUCGCUACGCGAACUGGCGCAUUCGCGAUGCUCAUCUACAGUCUAGUGGCUGUCGCCGCGGGUACGCUCCUUCCCUACCUGACACGGCGGGACGCCGUCCUUCUCGCACACGAAGGAGACGAAGACGAAGACGCAGAGCUCACCCGCCUCCGCGAGCAAGUCCGCGAAUGGCGCGCCGAGGCCGCUCGGCGCGGCCAGCCCCUCCGCCUGCCGCUCAUGCCCUUCUUCCUCCGGAACAUCUGGACGGGCGCGCUCCUGCUCUUCACCGGCCUCACCCUCGCCACAUUCUUCGUGUCCAAGAUCUGGCAGGCGAUCGUCGUCGUCUCGCUCGUCGGCAUCUGCUGGGCCGUCGCGUGCUGGGCGCCCUUCGCGAUCAUCAUGGAGUUCCUCAAGGAGCGCGAGCGCGAGGCCGAGGAGGACGGGGAGGCCGUUGCGCGCGCGUGGGCGCGGAGGCCGUCGCACAGCCGGACGCUCUCCACCCCCGCGAUCCGGCGGAACAGCAGGCAGAAUGCGGACGGGGAGAGGACGCCGUUGUUGAGGCGGAGGUCUUUUGAUCAGCGGGACGCGGAUGCGGGGCUGCCCGAGAGCGAGUCGGCCGCGGGGGGAACGAUUCUUGGGAUCCAUAACCUUGCCAUCGUCAUGCCCCAGUUCAUCGUCGCGAUCGCGUCAAGCGUGAUCUUCGGAAUCGUGGACGGGGACGCCAACGGCGGCCCAGAGGGCGACAGCGCUCUCUAUGGCAAGAACGGCGUCGCGUGGGUUCUUCGGUUCGGUGGCGUUUGCACACUGCUUGGGGCUGUCCUAGCUCGUGGGGUGCCACCGACCCGUACGGAGAAACAAAUGCGGAGGCGGCUUGCAGAGCUCAAGGUCCUCCAAGAGGAAGGCACCCCAUGACCUCAUCACCUUCGCUUGGUAGCUGCUAGCGCGCUGAUCUUUCCGCUCACUUGCUACGCACCUACCCUGGCUGGUUAGCUAGCUAGCUAGCUGGAAUACGCUAGGACGACCGUGCCUAGCUGCCACGUAGCUGUACCAAUGUCCCCCUCUCUUCGCUUCAUGGGCUCGGGUCGCGGACCAUGGAAGGACUUUCGGCUUGAUUUCGUCAUAGCUUUCAGUUGUGCCUACAUUUCCUACUGUUGUACAUCAUCUCCCAUCUCAUCUAGCACUGCUAUUCCGGGCAACAUCCAUGCAACUCCUUUACGGGCUAGCGCUGUCUCGUGUACAUAUGGCCAACAUUGCGUAAUCCCAGUCGUCGCGGUCCCUGCUCGCGAUAUGUCUCACCGGGACGGGCGUGAUCGGCACCGCGUCUCCGAAGAACGAUACGAUAGCGGACGCGGCUUUGCCCGCCGAAAGCCUGUAGAACAGCCGGAUGGAAAGCGCAGAGGAUUUCAGGGGAUGCAGGGGAGGCAGCUUGGGCAGCUGCGCGAGGUGCGUCGGGCCGUCUCCGGAACCAAAUACGAGCACUACUUUUGAGGGUGUCUCCUUAAACUCUAAGACUUCCCAGCGCAGCGUGCCUUCCGGAGUUUCGACGCUAUCUUCGCUCCAGCAAGGCACGACUGAGCGGCGGACGACCGUGCCGUCGUCCUCCGUGAUAUCGCACUGUCCUGUGUGCACGAGGACUUGUUUCUCUACCAGCGCGCCUUUGGGUAGCUCGGGGACGACGAGAAAGAGCGUGGGUGCUCGGGCUUCUCCUUCGUAUUGUGAACUAGCGGCACGAACGGGGGGCACAUCUGCUAGUCUGGCAAACCAAUAGAUGAUGCUUUGCAUAUGACCGGACCAACCGCCCCCAGAAUUGUUCUUUAACGCCUCGACGACACGGUGGACAUGCUGGAAUGACAGGGCUGCCUCGAAAGCUAGGGACUGCGGGGAAGGGAGGGAUAGGCUGCUCGGGAUGAGACCAAUUUGACCGGAGAUGGAUACCCGUUCGUCCGCGACUAUUGCUUGGGAGUAUGGACCGAUGUUCGCUGGGGCCCAGUAACUCAGGCCCUGGACAUGGAGCGCCUGUCGUUCUGAAGGAUUGCGCUCGGCAUAUGCGACGCAGUCGAGCCGAACGCGGAUAGGAGGGGGAAGAUCUGCUGCGACGCAUGCGCGAGCUGGGGGACUUGUGCCGAAGUAUGUCGCAUAUACGGCGUUCACGCGUGCGAAGAGGUCCAUCGAGGAGAUGAAGAUAUUGAUGUUGGCACAAUUCGCUAGAUCAAGCGAGUGCAACGCUAGAGAUUCCUUCAGCUUUUCGAAACACUCUUGCACCUCGUCUUCUAUAGAGAUUUCAAGAGAAUGCUCUUCAACCUGACGUUGCACGUUGGUAACAGAGACCCAAUUUCCUAUCCGCUUGGAGGCUACCCUUGCUGUAACAUGAACCACCGACUGCCGUGUUGCUUCUGCCUCGCCGACAGGUGACCCCUUUCGGGAAGCGUUCAAUAUUAUGUCGCGAACACCGACAAAUGGCUCUGACAGUACUGGAGGUACCGGGAGCUGAGUGUCAAUGGGGUAUUCCUUCGUGAUCAGCGAUACCCUCUUAAUGCGAAGGUAUGCGACGGUUGCGAAGUCAUUAUCUGAGUGCACGAUUGUCUCCACUUCGUCUAGGUUGAUGCGGUGCUUGAAUAGAGGCGAAUCCAGGGCCAAAGUCUCGUAUUCACCGCCUUCGCCGCAAAUGUGUGAUCCGUAUAAAGUGUUCAAUUUCACUAACGUGGGUUGCAUUUGAGCCAAAGUCUUCCCGAGAUGUUUAGUCGUCAGGCCAAUCCCAGCUACUUUGAUCAAGAUGGCCUCCAAGCCGGCUUCAAUCAUUUCGGAGAGCAGCUCUUCCUGGUUGCGCUGCCAUAGAUAGCAUAGAGGAGUGAGACCAAGGCGUCGGCAUACGUGCUCGACGCGAACGCGUUGGUAGUUAGAAAGGAUAGCGCCUACGGAGACACCUUGUAUAUCCGGAUGGCGAGUCUAGCAAGCACGAGUUGAAUAGAUCGUGCCAUUGCAGAAAGUGGAACAUUGAAUUGCACUUUGACUGUCAGUAGCAGUUCGUAGAGAUCUUCAGUUUCAUCGCCAUUUAUCCCACCGCUUUGUGCUGGGUCGCGCCCGCCAUACUCUCCGCCCUGCUCUACGGCUGCGCCGGCGAUAACUCGUCUGUACAAGGGAACGUCCAAAGCACGUCCAACAAAUUCUAUGGCGUCUUGUCCAACGGUUUGGUAAAGGUACGAGUCAAGUUCCUCUUUGCCUUGCUCAGGUCCCAGAGACGCAGCCGCAGCAAGCUCGUGACCGUUUCUUGCGCAAUGCAGCAAGUUAUAACAGCUGUCUUUACCUCCGCUUAGCAAUGCUACGUAUCUCAUGAUUGCGUUGGCUGACGAAGAUGGCGGGAGGGAAGAC
Messenger RNA from Dichomitus squalens LYAD-421 SS1, 4617 nucleotides. Its product is annotated as MFS general substrate transporter. Gene Ontology annotation, molecular function: sucrose:proton symporter activity. NCBI's taxonomy places the organism in Eukaryota, Fungi, Basidiomycota, Agaricomycetes, Polyporales, Polyporaceae. Gene Ontology annotation, cellular component: membrane. The transcript has 19 exons. Gene Ontology annotation, biological process: transmembrane transport. The coding region runs from base 178 to 2160 and encodes 660 amino acids. The record is from RefSeq and is a predicted model, not a curated record.